CUAAGCAAUCUCAAAGUCUUCACUGCUGAUACAAUGACCUUGUAUCCGUUGCACCGGUGAAAAUGAAUGGAUAAGUCUGUGUGAAUUAACAAACAUGUCCCAAGUGUACACACUAUUCUGUUUGUGUGAAUGUGUAAAUAUGCCAUUUAGACCGUGGCUCCUCUAUGCCCUCACUCACUUUAACUAGCAGCAUUAGCGAGAUUUCAUUGUUGACUUGUGCUCUAGGAAGCCCUGUGCAUAUUUGCUUAAAAGUCUUUUAGCAGUUCAUAAAGACGGCCUGGUCCUCUUCCUGUCGGGACUCUAUCAAGGCUCUGCUAAGUCUCUUUGAUUUUACCCAUCCUCCAAUCACAUCGUGACAUUGACUCAUCCCUGGGCCACUUCAAAGGCUGUGAACAGGGGCCCAAGCUCCGCCCACUAGCAGUGUCCCCUUAAAUCUGCCCGAUGUCCUCUUUGCUCCUCAGAAAGGUGAACGCCCUCUCCCUCUCUAUAUCUCUGGACUUUAAGUGUUUGCGGAUCCAACCGAAGCUUCUGGAAAUCAUAUGGACAGUUUGGUGCUGUGACUGAAAACGCUUCUGCAAAUCACCGACUAUUCCAUUUCGGUUCGUCUCGUUGCAGACGGACAAUCUUAAGCAAUGCAAGCUAUUAGAGGUAAGUUUUGUUUAUUCACUGUUCAUCGUGUUAAGUGUUCUUGUUAUAGGAGUUAAAAAUCCUACUAUGAGCCUUCACUGAAUGUUAAGAGGGCUCAAUCUCAUGCUUGCUUUUUUCCUUGUUGCCUUUCACUCAGACCUCAAACACAACUUCAGUAUUCCACCUCCUUCUGCAAUGGCUGGAGCAACAGAUUCCUUUCACAAAGGGAACAUCAGGAUAACUCUGGAGGACCCUGAGCUCUGGAAAUCCUUCCAUGAGAUUGGUACAGAGAUGAUCAUCACUAAGCCUGGCAGGAGAAUGUUCCCGCAUUGUAAGAUAAAUAUUUCAGGACUUGUGCCCUAUGCAAAGUACAUCCUCCUGGUAGACAUCGUGCCUGAAGAUAGCUUCAGAUACAAGUGGAAUAAAGAUAAAUGGGAAGUAGCCGGAAAGGCUGAGCCACAGCCACCAUACAGGACCUACCUGCACCCAGACUCACCAGCUCCAGGAAGCCAUUGGAUGAAGCAGUCAGUCUCCUUUCUCAAGCUCAAACUCACCAACAAUGCCCUUGACCAGCACGGACAUAUCAUCUUGCAUUCCAUGCAUCGUUAUCAUCCUCGCUUCCAUAUCGUGCAAGCUGAUGACCUGUACAGUGUACGGUGGAGUGUGUUCAAGACUUUCGCCUUCCCCGAGACCUCCUUCACGGCCGUCACAGCAUACCAGAACACUAAGAUUACUAAGCUGAAAAUUGACAACAACCCCUUUGCCAAGGGAUUCAGAGAUGAGGGCAUGAACUCAAAAAGACGAACAAACAGAGGUCCGUCUGAUACCGAGCGCCUGGCUAAAAGGCUGAACUCUAUGGUCAGGGACUCAGAUCAAGAUGGAUCAAGAUCAAGCCCACCAGAUCUGUGCCGCUCUUCCUAUGAGGGUCUGGCAGAAGCACGGGCUGGAUGCAAGGAUGGAGUUAAGGAUGAGCCAAAUUCUCCAUGGGAAGGAGCAUCUGAUAGGGAAAACAGUCACAGCCUGGAAAGAGACUCCCCUCUGGGCUCUAAUGCUCGAGACGUAUACAGCUCUGAACAGCUUGUGCCAGGACACAACACAUACCAACCUUACAGAUUUCCUGAUUACAACAAGUCCCCAUCACCAACCUCCUCCAGCAUGAGCAGCAGCGCUGGACGCUCCAGCUUUGAAUCUCGAGUGCCUGACAUCACCACUGUGCCCGAGCAGGACGGCAAAGUCACUGAUCUGGUUGUCCCACAGUGUCCUCCCCCUGCUACAGCAGGUGUGCAGGACUAUGCUGGGGUGCUGAACGUAGCCAUGGCACAGGCAAAGCCAGGCAUGCUGGGACCUCAUGCACUCUAUGCACCUUACAGUGCUGACCAGCCCCUGACCCAGUGGAGCGGGACAAGCUCAGCACAGUACUCAUCCCAUCCACAUCAUCAUCACCACUUAGCAGCAGACUAUGGGACACAAGCUGUCCAUCAUGGCUACCACCAUGCCAACAUGGCUGACUGGAGCCAGUACCCGCUCUUCUCAUACUCCUGCUGGUGAACAGAGAAACAGAACAAAGUGUGUGGACUCGAGGCUUGCUCAGCCCCUUUGGAGGCAAAGCGGAAAUCAGAAAAGCGCACAAGAAUUAUGAAGAGAGACUGAGAUCAGUUAAGCUUGAAGAAAAUAGGGUCAAGGUGUAAAGCAUUUCGGCAAACUAGCUUCUUGUUGAUUUUCUUGAAGAUCUUACUGUUCAUUUCAUUCGGUUUACUUCGAGACAAAACCAGUGCUGACUGCAUGAUGGUCAAAUGACCUAAAAGAGAUGUAUGUUUAACUACUAACUGUUAUGUUAGCUAGUGUUUUUUAGCUAGUUUAGCGUCCUGUGUCAGAAGAAUUAGCUGCUUGCUUGAUGCCCCAAAAAAAACGAUUCUGGACUUUCUUUUGAAAUGGCUGAAACAUGGGUGUGUUUAUUUAUUUAG
Molecule: messenger RNA, 2591 nt
Organism: Tachysurus fulvidraco (yellow catfish)
Lineage: Eukaryota; Metazoa; Chordata; Actinopteri; Siluriformes; Bagridae
Gene: tbx16
Product: T-box transcription factor 16
Exons: 8
Coding region: 730-2175 (481 amino acids)
Biological process (GO): cell fate specification; pattern specification process; regulation of transcription by RNA polymerase II
Cellular component (GO): nucleus
Molecular function (GO): DNA-binding transcription factor activity, RNA polymerase II-specific; RNA polymerase II cis-regulatory region sequence-specific DNA binding
Source: RefSeq, a predicted model, not a curated record